CACAAGCUCGUGGGUGUGUGGAAAUACCAGCCCGGAAAUCAGACGAGCCUGAUCCAAACACAGACUGCAGGCCGUCCUUGGGCACAGACACCAGGCUGGGAUUUAUAAUAUGGAGUCUGGUCAAGUAGCAGAGUUUCGACCCGUGGAACUGGGAGGACAGGAACUCCCUAAACCAGAUGACAUGAAGAAUACUGUGAGCAAGAAGGAACAAGAGCCAGCACCUCCUCAAGAUACUGUGCCACAGCAACCAAACGACUACCUUAUGAGAAAGUAUUUUGUGGGCAGGCCGGGAGCAUUUGAGCAGGCCAGUGAAGACUUGAGAAAGCAAAUUUUUGCAAAGGAAAAUGAAACUGUGAACAGUGCCUGGCUUUUAGCAGAAGUUGAUCACUGGAACAAUGAGAAGGAGAGGCUUGUUCUGAUCACUGAUAAAAGCCUUUUCAUUUGUAAAUAUGACUUUAUCAUGCUGUGCUGCGAGCAGAUUCAGAAGGUUCCUCUCAACUUCAUCGACAAAAUAUGCCUUGGACCAUUUACAUUCCCUCAGAGAUCUCUUGACAAGAGAGAAGGCGAGGGUCUUCGAGUUCAUUGGGAUAAACGGAGUGAAGGCUCUUUUACCAAUCGCUGGAAUCCAUUUUCAGAGACUUUACCUUACACUACUUUUAUUGAUCACCCACUGAAAAACUUUUCUGAAAAGUUCUCAGAAAUCUGCCAGAUUUCUGAUUUUGCUGAUAGCCUAGUGCAAGCUGCAGAAGAAGCUCAUAAGGAGAAUCCAGUGCCAGGCAGAGCUAAUGGAGUUAUGUUCCUCAAACAGCCAAUUGUGAUAGAAACUUAUGUGGGAUUAAUGUCAUUUAUUGGGAAUCGCAACAAACUUGGCUAUUCACUUGCCAGAGGAAGUGUUGGGUUUUGAGAUGGAUUCAUUUGUUGAACUUGAAUGUUUCUCUUCGCUACAAUUCUACAUGAUCAUAUAUGCCAUGUUAUUAUUAUUGUCGUUUCAGUGGCUUGGUAGGUCUAGGAAUAGUUCUUCAGCUUUUCAAUAAUAAUAAUAAUAAUAAUAAUAGUACAAUCCAGGAUCCAAAUGUUCAUCUAGGCCAUUUAACUACAUUCAUGCAGACAAUUCUGUACAAUGCAAGCAUACACCUAGUGCAAAAACUCCAUAUGCAGAAGCACUUGGCUGAUAUACUAAAUGCUUUAAAUGGUAUUCUAUGGUAAAUUAGGAUUUCUAUAAAAUGUGCCAUUAAUUUUUGUACUUACUAUUAAAAUUGGUUAUUAUUUAACAGUA
Molecule: messenger RNA, 1276 nt
Organism: Xenopus laevis (African clawed frog)
Lineage: Eukaryota; Metazoa; Chordata; Amphibia; Anura; Pipidae
Gene: tprg1.S
Product: tumor protein p63 regulated 1 S homeolog
Cellular component (GO): cytoplasm
Source: RefSeq, marked predicted